This is a messenger RNA of Psammomys obesus (fat sand rat), 2852 nucleotides long. It is a transcript of the gene Arhgef19, whose product is annotated as Rho guanine nucleotide exchange factor 19. The transcript has 17 exons. The record is from RefSeq and is a predicted model, not a curated record. Lineage: Eukaryota; Metazoa; Chordata; Mammalia; Rodentia; Muridae. Gene Ontology annotation, molecular function: protein binding; guanyl-nucleotide exchange factor activity. The coding region runs from base 114 to 2534 and encodes 806 amino acids. Gene Ontology annotation, biological process: activation of GTPase activity; regulation of actin cytoskeleton organization.
AUGCAGCUGACUGUUCCCAAUUUACAGGGUGGCCUGGAGCCCUGGACUGUACCCGCAGCUGGACGGAGGAGCUCCCCGGCUGAGGCCCAGGAGCGUGGCAGAGCAAAGGAAGAAUGGACUGUGGGCCACCUGCAACCCUCCAGCCUCGCCUGGCUGGACCACCUGGCACUGCCCGCCACCCAGUAGCGGUGUGCCAGCAGGAGAGCCUGUCCUUUGUGGAGCUGCCCACUCUGCAGCCUCCGAGCCCAGUGUGCGUGGACCUUUUCCCCCUUGCUCCAGAGUCACUACAAGCUCCUGGUAGCCGCUGGUCCCUGGCGACCCCUGACCCUCUCCAGGGACUGUUAUGGCCGCCAUCCCCAGGAGGCCCAGAUACCCCUAUCUCCACCAGUGGAGGCACGAGGCCCAGCAGGGCUGGCAGCUGGCCCCACUGUCCUGGUGCCCAGCCCCCGGGCACUCUGGUGGGACCCCGGAGCUCUCAGCACAUGCAGCCCCAACGCAGGGCCAGCCACGGUGGCUCAGAGAGGAAGUCAGCCUGGCGCAAGAUGCAAGUAUAUCAUAAUGAGGAAGCCACCGGCGGCACCGAGACUUCCACAGUCCUGGAGACCGGUCAGGCUGUGCAAGAGCACGCUCUGUGUUCGGAAGAACCCAGGGCUCAGGAGCUUUCUGGAAACAUCAGAGGGGGCCUUGAGGCACAGGAGCGGAGGCGCUUCUCCGCCUCAGAGCUGAUGACCAGGCUUCACUCUUCUCUGCGCCUGGGGCGCAGCAGCAGCACGGCCACCAGGGCUCUGACCUCAGCCUCAGGUGCUGCGGUCACCCGGGAAGGGAAAUUGCCUGUGAGGGAAUCCCGAAGAGCGGAGAUGACAGUGGAGAGCGUGUCGCUGCCAGCACCUGCCGACCCAACUGAGGUUCACGGUGGUCUGCUGGAGCCCAGGCUCGACAUGCACGAAAAGCCGUGGCAGGACCCCAGCAGCGCCACUGAGCGGCGCCAGUCCCGCUUCCUCCUUAACUCUGUCCUCUACCAGGAGUACAGCGACGUGGCCAGCGCGCGCGAGUUGCGGCGGCAGCAGCGCGAGGAGGAGGGCCCCGGGGACGGGGCGGAGGAGGGGCCCGGGCCGCCGCGCGCCAACCUCUCCCCGAGCAGCUCCUUCCGCGCGCAGCGCUCGGCGCGAGGCUCCACCUUCUCGCUGUGGCAGGACAUCCCCGACGUGCGCGGCAGCGGCGUCCUGGCUACGCUGAGCCUGCGCGACUGCAAAUUGCAGGAGGCCAAAUUUGAGCUGAUCACCUCGGAGGCCUCCUACAUCCAUAGCCUGUCGGUGGCCGUGGGCCACUUCUUAGGUUCCGCGGAGCUGAGCGAGUGUCUGGGGGCUCAGGACAAGCAGUGGCUAUUUUCCAAACUGCCCGAGGUCAAGAGCACCAGUGAGAGGUUUCUUCACGACCUGGAGCAGCGUCUGGAGGCCGAUGUGCUGCGCUUCAGCGUGUGCGAUGUGGUUCUGCACCAUUGCCCUGCCUUCCGCAGGGUCUACCUGCCCUACGUCACCAACCAAGCCUAUCAGGAGCGCACCUACCAGCGCCUGCUCCUAGAGAACCCCAAGUUCCCCGGCAUCCUGGCUCACCUAGAGGAGUCUCCUGUUUGUCAGCGGCUGCCCCUCACCUCCUUCCUCAUCCUGCCUUUCCAGAGGGUCACCCGCCUCAAGAUGCUGGUGGAGAACAUCCUGAAGCGCACGGCACCGGGCUCCCAAGAUGAGGACAUGGCCACCAAAGCCUUCAGUGCGCUCAAGGAGCUGGUGCAGGAAUGCAACGCCAGCGUGCAGUCCAUGAAGAGGACAGAGGAACUCAUCCAUCUGAGCAAGAAGAUCCACUUUGAGGGCAAGAUCUUUCCACUGAUCUCCCAGGCCCGCUGGCUGGUGCGGCAUGGGGAGCUGGUGGAGCUGGCCCCCCUGCCCGCCGCGCCGCCCGCCAAGCUGAAGCUGUCCAGCAAGGCUGUGUACCUUCACCUCUUCAAUGACUGCCUGCUGCUGUCCCGGAGGAAGGAGCUUGGGAAGUUUGCCGUUUUCGUCCAUGCCAACAUGGCUGAGCUGCAGGUUCGAGACCUGAGCCUGAAGCUGCAGGGUAUUCCAGGCCACGUGUUCCUGCUCAGGCUGCUGCAUGGGCAGCGCGCCAGGCACCAGCUGCUGCUGCGAGCUCGUACUGAAAGUGAGAAGCAACGGUGGAUUUCAGCCUUGCGUCCAUCCAGCUCCCAGGAGGACAAGGAGGUCACCUGGGACGGGGAAGACUGCCCCCAGGUCCAGUGUGUGAGGACCUACAAGGCCCUGCAGCCUGAUGAGCUGACCUUGGAGAAGACAGACAUCCUGGCAGUGAAGACCCGGACCAGCGAUGGCUGGCUGGAGGGCGUGCGUCUGGCUGAUGGUGAGAAGGGGUGGGUGCCACAGGCCCACGUGGAGGAGAUCAGCAGCCUCAGCGCCCGACUGCGUAACCUCCGAGAGAACAAGAGGGUCAGCAAUGCCAGCAGCAAGCUGGGAGACCCGCCUGCCUGACGCUGGACUGGGGCCCGGCUCAAUCCGCUUCCGUGCUGGUGGGCUUCUGUGUGUCUGGGCGCUGGGUGGCGACUGUUCUGUAAAUACGACCUGGCAGCCUGGGCUUACACACAUUCUGAGCCCGGGGCCUUUGCACUGGCUUCUCUGCCCGGAGAGCCCCACCCCAGCCCCAGCAAGAGUGUGCUGGCCAUUGUGUCUGUGGUCACCUGUCUCCAGGUGCCCUGAGGGCAGAGGGGCUGUGUGUCAACCUGCUACUUUCCCCUCCAAGUAGCAAAGUGUCUGAUCCAAGCAGGCUUGAAUAUUAAAGUGACUCCAUGA